Neogale vison (American mink) is the source of this 607-nucleotide messenger RNA. RefSeq names its product angiopoietin like 8 (gene ANGPTL8). Lineage: Eukaryota; Metazoa; Chordata; Mammalia; Carnivora; Mustelidae. The transcript is spliced from 4 exons. Gene Ontology annotation, biological process: triglyceride homeostasis; regulation of lipid metabolic process. The record is from RefSeq and is a predicted model, not a curated record. Bases 11 to 607 code for a protein of 198 amino acids.
AGCCUCAGCCAUGCCCACACUCGCCCUGUGCCUACUAUGCGUCCUGGCCACGGCUGCCCGGCCUGCCCCUGCAGCUCCCGUUAGGGGCCUGGAGCCAGCCGAACACGAGGAGCUGACCCUCCUCUUCCACGGGGCCCUGCAGCUGGGUCAGGCCCUCAACGGUGUGUACAGGGCCACGGAGGCACGGCUGACAAAGGCUGGGCAUAGCCUGGGCCUCUAUGGCCGUGCGCUGGGCCUUCUGGGGCAGGAGGUCAGCCGGGGCCGGGAUGCAGCCCAGGAGCUACGCACAAGCCUGCUGGAGAUGCAGAUGGAGGAGGAUACCCUAAAGCAGCAAGCAGAGGCUACGGCGCGGGCACUAGGGGAGGUGGCCCAGGGACAGCAGGUGCUACGGGAGAGCAUGCAGCGGCUGGAAGUCCGGCUGAGAGGCGCUUGGCUGGGUCAUGCCCAGCAGGAAUUUGAGGCUUUAAAGGCCCAUGCAGACAAGCAGAGCCACAUCAUAUGGGCGCUCACAGGCCACGUGCAGCAACAGAGGCGGGAGAUGGUGGCCCAGCAGCAUCGACUACGACAGAUCCAGGAGAGACUCCAUACAGCGGCACUCCCGGCUUGA